AUGGAAGACUCUGAUUUGUUUCAGAUCGAAAUAGCUAGCUCAAAUUUCGACUCUACCAUCCCAAUAUACCCAGAAAGCGUCAGUUGCGCCAAGAAAACAAAUCUAGACGAACAAUACACCAGUGCUCAGUCUCAGCCGCCACAUGAGGAUUGCACAAAAAAUAUAGACGUUCAAUAUCAGACACUUAACAGCCAUCCCAAACCAACAACCUUUUCUUUUCAGGAAGACACAAAUGCGGCCUCUAUCAGAGAGCACAAAAUAAGAGUAAGCACUCUAUACACUGAAGAUCGUAUGGCUAUUUCAGAUUUUCUACGCCGUCAUAAGUGCCAUUCAGUGACACCCCAAAGCUCAAAAAUCAUCAUACUUGAUACUCGAAUAUCUCUCCGGGCUAGUUUUUUGGCCUUGGAAGAAAACGACACAGAUUCUGCCAUCUUAUGGGAUUCUACCGAGCGCCACUAUGCAGGAUUGGUGACCAUUGGAGAUCUAGUUUCAGCGAUACUGGGUCAACUUCCCAUAUCGAUCGAACAUUUGCAUGAUGAACAGCUUAUGGAAUUUAUGUUAGGACGACUGCAGUCUAUUGUUGUCCACGACAUCAAACCUAGACACCAUCUGAUUACCGUAAAUUCUGAAUUUUCUAUUUACGACAGUUGCAAAGCUCUAUCACAAAACAAACUCCACAGAAUUCCAAUUGUUGCUCAGGAAGACGAAAAUAUCAUGUUGUACAUUCUAAACACAACUUAUAUCGCCACUUUCCUCAUGAAAUCUUUCAAGAAAAAACUGGCCAUAUUCGAUGCCUUGUUGGAGUGCUUAAACAUCGGUACAACUGCUACAAACUUGGUGACCUGCAAAGGCCAUUCGCGGUUCUUUGAAGCUCUAAAACUGCUCAGCGAACAUCAACUUUCCGUUAUUCCAAUAGUCGACGAUGACAAUCGUUUACUGAACGUUCUCCAUAAAAGAGAUCUUGUUAGCGUACCUCAUGCAGACAUAUUGAAAACGCUGUUUCAACCAACUGAUAAAGUCAUAGAAAAAAUAGGUAAAAUAAAAAAAAAAUAUGCCUGUUGUAAAUCUGUUGAAACACUUGGCACUAUUUUAAACAGAAUGGUCGACCAUAGGAUCAGAAGUCUUAUAAUUAUCGACAACCGCAAUAUGGUAACUGGUAUAGUAUCAUUGAACGAUAUAUACGCACUAUUUUUAUAA
Messenger RNA from Schistocerca gregaria, 1197 nucleotides. Its product is annotated as 5'-AMP-activated protein kinase subunit gamma-1-like. Bases 1 to 1197 code for a protein of 398 amino acids. NCBI's taxonomy places the organism in Eukaryota, Metazoa, Arthropoda, Insecta, Orthoptera, Acrididae. The record is from RefSeq and is a predicted model, not a curated record. The transcript has 4 exons.